CGGAAUAUGAUCGAUUCGUACACGUGAGCAUCUGCAUUCCGUGGAUUCCUGUUAUUACACCUACGAUCCUGUCUUCUCCGAGGGCCGAAGAUAAACGCCCGCGAGCGCUCAGGUGCAUUCCUAACGAGGUGCGGCCGAACUUCCUCGUCGGUGCACCAUGGCUAAGACUGCUCGCUCGUAGAGGACGACAUAAGCAGCUAUGAAUGCAAUUCCGAAGGAGUUACUGCUGCUGCUGGCCAGUGCGCUCGUCGCCGCGGCGACGACAUCCGCCUGUCCGUGGGCGCAACACGUGGUGGACCUCGAGAACUCGUGCAUCUGCGACUACAAUCUGGCUGGCGAGCUCUCGGUGCAGUGCGACAUCGUCGAUUAUGAGCAAUUGUUGUCGACGAUGCGACGUUAUGCCACCAAAACGUCGAUCGAUCUCUUCUAUAUCAACAACAGUACGAUCGGUGUCUUGAGGAACGACUCGUUCGUCAACUUGAGAAUUCACAACAUGCAGUUGUCCGGUUGUCGCAUCAAGAGCAUCGAGCCGGAGGCUUUUAAAGGCCAGGAAUACUACAUGAGAAGUCUGAAUCUCAAGGAUAACGAGCUCACGGAAAUUCCGACUGCCACUUUGAAGACUUUGAAGAAUCUCACCGUGCUCGACCUCUCAAUGAACAAGAUCACGAGGGUCAACGAUAAUACCUUCGUCGGUACCAAACUGGCCACGCUGAAGCUCUCCGACAACGAAAUCACUCUCGCUCCGGGAGCGUUUCGUGGUCUAGAGAGGACGCUGAAGAAUCUUAAUCUCAAGGGGACGCGACAGAAGAAAGUGCCAGAGGCUCUCAGAGGCUUGAAAAAUCUGCAUUUUCUCGAUCUAUCGCAAAACAGUAUACGCGAGCUUCCUGGCCCAUCUGGAACCAAAGUUUUCGAUGGUCUCGAUUUUCUCACGGGGUUAAACCUCGAGAGAAAUCUGAUUCAAAGUAUCGGUUCGGACGCGUUUUACGGCAUCAGGAACAAUCUGAGUUCCCUGAGCCUACUGAACAAUCUCAUUCCGGAUUUCCCUACAGCAGCUAUUAACAGCGUUCACGACUUGAAAGUGCUAGAUAUCGGAUUCAAUUUGAUCACCGAACUACCGGUCAACGCCUUUCAAGGGAAUCCGUCAAUCACGCUGCUGGCGAUCGAUGGCAACCCGUUGUCCACGGUACCGGAAGAGGCGCUCGCUCAACUAAACGGUACCCUGCGCGGCCUAAGUCUGGGUGGACGAUUCCUCGUUUGUGACUGUCGAUUACGAUGGAUCAUCGAUUGGAUUAAAACGCGAGAUCUACAGGUUACCAGUCGCGAACGCAAGCCGCAGUUCUGUGGUAGUCCGCAACGUUUGCAAGACAGAAACUUCUACAAUAUUGAUCCUAAUGACAUGAAUUGCGAGCGACUACCGGAGAUAAUCGGAAUCGGAACGGUGGAGAGUGUGGAUACCAAAGAGCCAACGGAAACGAUAGCUGAUGGAGAUGUCAAUAGUCAUCUUCCAACCAUUCGAUCUACAAUUUCCACGACCGAGUUAAUCACCAGCACAUUGUCUACGACCACGGCACAGACGAUAUUAUCGUCGACUGAGCAGAAAAGAACAGUACCACCCACAACUUUCGUCUCGACGACUCGAUCGACUGCUGCGCGAACCGGAAACGUCGUGGUCGUGAGAACUACUCCGUCGCCGCCGAAACAACUGCAGGAACAGAUGCAACAACAUCAACCGAGACCGCCAUUGGUCUUAGGAUCGCCGUUGUACAAAUCGAAAUCGAAUGAAAAGGAUAUAAUUGUUAAGGAUGUGCUCAGACAAGACAACGCGGUUAUCAUAUAUUGGGAUACUGAAGCGACCAACAUUUUGGGCUUUAGAGUGAUCUAUCGGUUGUUCGGAGAUAAUAGUUUCAAACAGGCACCGCCGCUUGAAGCCAGCGAACGAGAAUUCAAGAUCAAGAAUGUGCCCUCGCAGGAAUGUAUCGUGGUUUGCGUCGUCUCAUUGGAGGAGACUAACAUCACACCGGCGAACGUGCCGUAUAAUCAGUGCCGUGAGGUCAGAACGGAAAACUCACCGACCUCGAACAUGGACAAGAUUACAAUCGCCGCGAGCGCGGCGAUCUGCGCCACGAUCGUCGUCGCGGUGAUCAUCUUCGUGGUGGCGAAUCGACGCCGCGCCCGCAAGCUACAUACUCUGCACAGCAUCGAUCAGACGAAGAUGGGUGGUCCCAUCGCCGGUCUGCCGGUCAAUUGUUGCUCAAACGUGGGUCCAACGCCCAGUCCUGGCGGACCCUUGUCGUCAAUGGCUACCCUAAGUGCUUACAACGCUCAGAAAGAGUGGGACCAAGUGUCGGCCUAUAGUAACAGAAGCAUACCGCGACCAAGGAUCUUUCCCAUAGAUCGACAAGGAUCGAUCACCAGAGCGUCCUGUAUCGACGAUGUGCGCUCUCAGAUCGGACACUAUAGCGGCAAAGUGUCCGCCCGGUCGAUCGCCGACGGCCAGUCCCAGCACAGUUUCUCCAAUAACUCCUCGCGGUACUUCACUAACACCACGUUGGCCUCCAAUCUCGUCAACACGAGACCAGAAUUACGACAAUCACGUCAAUCGCUGGCGGCUGCUUCGGACCGGAUGUCGCGGUCAAACUUUUCCGGCAACCACCUCCCGCCACACUCGUCGGCCAGGCGGCAACGACCACGAUCGCGUAAUCGCAAUCUCGAGUCAAAUCCGCCACGACCCAGUAGCCGGUACAGCUUGGCAGACUCUACACAUACUCUCAACAAUUAUGAUGAGAACAAUUGGACCGAUCACGACAUGGACAUCUACAUGGCGCGCAAUCCAACUACGAGGGGCGGCCUCGUGCCGCUUUAAAAUUCAGUGGCCUCAACAUCUCAUUCAUUUUUGCUCAAGCGUGUUCAAAUAGAGUAUCCAAUCUUUAUAACAGAUUGUGCUUCUCGCUCUUGCGAUUCGCUUUUGAACUGAGUCAAUGUCGAGUGUAAUCAAGUUAAUUUUGACAAUAGUCUUGACAAUCUCAAAGUCUAAUCUCAAAGAAAGAAAAUCUUGAAUAAGUCGAGUAUAAUCCAGAUAAUAGUUUCAAUUCAAGAGAAAAAUUCUCGAAUGCAUCGAGUACCUUAUUUUGGAAAAUAUUCGUCACAAGAUUCAUAUGAUUAAGUUUAACUUUCUCAGAGAUCUGAUCAGUGUGAUAAAAAAAAUAAUUCUCCGGCACAUUCGUAACUUACCAGCUUCGAUCGUGAUCGAUGCUAACAUGCGGCAGGCAUUAACGUGUAUUAUUUGUGCAAAUACGUGCAAUUAGGAAGAAUGGCGAGUAUUAGAUAGAGAAGCGGUUUUAGAUAAGUUUUAAGUAUGUCCUAGUUUUAAGUUUUAUAUAGGAGAAUACUCUUAAUUACCAAAUCGUUGAAACAAACAAGCCGAGAGUAUAUUUUUCGGUUUGCUUGAAUGCACAAUUUUUAGAUUCUUAUCGUGACGCGAUGCUCUUUGCCUUUGCGAUUCAAAGACUGUAAUCGAAGUAUCCGUCUGUAAAGAAAAGCGCUACCGCGACCAAACUGACAUAUCGUGAAAACUCGACGUUUUUUAAUGUCUCUGAACAAGAGGAAAAACGGGAGAAACACAAAAUGAGAGACUUAUAAAGUUCUCCGCAAAGUUUACCUUUUAUAACAGUGUAUUCGCACGUGUACUCGUAUGUGCGCGCAUCGAUGAUGAGGAUGACUCGUCCGGCGUAUUAAUAACGAAUAAAGAAAUUACUUCACUACUCACCCCGGAA
Messenger RNA from Camponotus floridanus (Florida carpenter ant), 3773 nucleotides. It is a transcript of the gene haf, whose product is annotated as vasorin. The record is from RefSeq and is a predicted model, not a curated record. NCBI's taxonomy places the organism in Eukaryota, Metazoa, Arthropoda, Insecta, Hymenoptera, Formicidae. The coding region runs from base 200 to 2863 and encodes 887 amino acids. The transcript has 7 exons. Gene Ontology annotation, cellular component: extracellular matrix. Gene Ontology annotation, molecular function: protein binding.